Messenger RNA from Cryptotermes secundus, 4572 nucleotides. RefSeq lists its product as uncharacterized. The coding region runs from base 163 to 1983 and encodes 606 amino acids. The transcript is spliced from 5 exons. The record is from RefSeq and is a predicted model, not a curated record. NCBI's taxonomy places the organism in Eukaryota, Metazoa, Arthropoda, Insecta, Blattodea, Kalotermitidae.
AUAGUAACUGGCGUGAAAUAUAUGUGUAAUUAGUGACUUCUGAUGUAGUUGUUGCUCGUUUAAGAAAUAAGUGGACCAUGAAACAGUUGCGUGAAAUGUAACCUAACAGUGAACUGGAUUUCACAACUGAAUCACAUGAAGCGAAGGAUUUAAUUAAGCAAAAUGGGUAACAAUUUCUUGGAUUCGAGUUUGUCUUCUGUGGUGUCCAUGGACCUGAGUUCCUCAUGGGCAGCUCGGAGCUGGGAAAGCGCGUACGUUCAUCAGAACAGUCCACAGAUACGGGCGAGGUUUCAGCAGAAACAAAUGCAGGAGAAGGAACAGAAACUACUUCGACUGUACGAAAACCAGACUCAGAGGGCGUUUCAACGCGUGGGCCGCAGCAGCGCGGGCAGUUCCUCCUCUUCAGUUUCGUCGACUUCGUCGUCAUUGGGCGCAGGUAAAGUGCGCCAGCUGUUCCAGGAGAGGAGAAAUCAAAACGGAACUAAGGCAGGAUGGUCAGGACCAACAGGUUGGGACCGCAGUUAUCCACUUGAACCACUCGAAAGCACGACAACCACAACAACUAAGCAACGUCUUCAAGCCUCCAAAAGUACCGGUAACCUUAAAGGUGGUAGAGGAACAAGUCUGGAGAGGAACUAUUCCAACAGCAUCGCUACAAGCAACCAGCAGCAGGCAAAGAACCAGAUCCGUCGGUCUAAAAGUCAAGUACGUACUAACAAUUACGUCGUACCUGACCUAGGAGGAAACUUCAGACAGCUAAGUUUGUCUCAGCAGAAAAUCUACGGCUACGAAGAUUAUGAAGACAUUGUAGAUUAUCCGCGGAAUCACAAACCCAGGAUCUAUCAAGACGAGCAGAACAACAGAAUUCGUUUAGAAAGGGAACACAGGGAAGCAGAGAUCUUCCAUAAACAUCAAAUUUACGAUAAAUACGAAGACGAGGGCUAUGUUAUUGAUCAUGAGGAGCCCCCAUUUCAACAGCUGGACGAUGAUGUAGAUGACUUCAAUGAUUCGUCACAUGUGUUUCAGAAACUUCCUAAUGUUGGUGGCCGACUCGUGAUGGAAUCCAAAAUGAAUAAUAACAAUAAUAACGGGGAUAGGUAUAAGACUUAUAACGCAACGCAAAACGGAAUACGUGAUGCUAGGAGGAACAUGAGCGAUAGAGAGGAGAAUGGUAGGAGAAUGACGCCUCCUGCGGCGAAGGAACUGACGCAACGUCGCCGUGACCCACAGGACGCUGUUCCUGUAGCCAAACCCCGGGCUACUAUGGCGACCAAGAAGCCGCAUGCAAAGGUAACCUCUCCUACAUCACCAGCACCACCUAAAAGUGGCAGCACUCCAAAGAAACCAGAACCUGUGAAUCAGAAGGCUUCACCAGAUACAGAGUCUACCAGUUUGUGGGGUAAAAAAAAAGUGCCAGCCAAUGGUCAAAUACCCCAGCAGGCAUCACAACGUUCUCCAUCCACACAAUCCUCCCAUGGAAAAGCUGCCCAAGGAAGCCAAGCAGCUGAAGAUCGUAUCGAGUGCCGAAUAUGCGGAAGACAAUUUGCAUUAGAUCGCAUUGCUAAACAUCAGGAGAUCUGUUCAAAGGCGAUUAAGAAGAAGCGUAGAACGUAUGAUCCGGUCAAGCACCGAGUGCAGGGAACUGAGGCAGAGGCCUUCCUGAAGAUGGGACAGCCAAAAGCAGCACCUCCGGUAAAGAAAUCAAAUUGGCGUCAGAAACAUGAAGACUUCAUCAACACCAUCCGUGCUGCAAAACAGGUGAAAACACAUCUGGCACAAGGAGGGAAGCUGUCUGACCUUCCUCCACCUCCAUCCUCAGACUACUCUGAUUACAUCCAAUGCCCUCACUGCUCACGACGCUUCAACCAGCAUGCCGCAGAGCGGCACAUUCCAAAGUGUGCCAACUAUGUAUUCAAUAAACCAAAACAACCACAAGGAGGCAAAGGAAUACCAAGUAAAGGUGUGGUACCCAGGAAACGUUGAUAUGGAAACAGUCUUCUUCAAUAUCCUUAUGAAGAGAAUCAUUACUCACACAACCUUUUUAGAAACUACAAUCUACAUAGUUAACAGUGAAUAUAAUUUUAACAUAUUAGCAUUUAUCAUUAGUUCCCUCAGAUUACAUGCCAUUGCAGACUGAUGCUUAAUAUAUGAAACAUAUGUAUUAACAAGAGAAUCAUAUUCUUUAUAUAGACAGAUGUAUUACUUUACUUAUAAGAUAUUUUAAUAUAAAAUAUGUUACAUUUAAUUUAUAUUUUAACUACUUAAGAACAUUAAGGCCUAAUGCCAAUAAACAAAGUGGAAAUCAGAACUACGAGGGCUGGAAUACGAUAACAAUUUAGAGAAAUAGUUUAAUACUCUGAACUUCAACAAGGUUCUUGUCUCUUACUGGUAAUCCAGUUUUAAUGCACAGCAUUUUGAUAAAAAGAUGUCAGGAAUAAGAAUCACAGGAAUGUCAGAAGAAACUCAUGGGUUUGCAGUAAAAAUUGAGCCAAUUAAUGCUGUUAUCACACACUCAAGCCUCAAUUUCUUCAUCUUACCACAUAAGGAAUCUAAUGUUCCAAAUACUUCAUGUUCUUCCACUUAAAAUCAAUAAUAAAAUAUAUUAAUAUUGCAUAUAAGCUGGUAAACAAAAUGUAUCUAUUUUAAAAUAAAAUUAACUGUUUCUGAUAAUACAGAUAUCAUUCAUUUAUGUGUAAUAUGAUGUGAGGCCCUCAAACCACUAAGUAUUAAGGUUAAAGAUAUUCUUAGAUAUAAUUCUGAGUAAUAUAAUACAUGGUACCAACACUUCAGAGGAAUGUGCCCCAAAUCUUUCUACUUAUCCACCAUACUGCCUGAUACCACCAUCCAAAAGACCAUAAUCCUAUAUAUAAUACUGCACAUUAUUAAAAACAAAAUUAAGAGCAUUCAAGUGCAGAAGAUUCAGUCUCAUGGCAGCUGAAAUUAUCUAUUGUUCCAAAAUUGAAUACAUCACCUUUUACAGGCUCUUGCUGACAAUAAGCAAACACACCAGAAAAGGCAUGAAACUGCUGAAAAAUUUCAUCCUGCCUGACAGCAGAACUUACAGAAAACAUGUGUACACUAGAGUUACAGAUCACUUGGAACAAAGUAAUCUUAUGCAAACAGUUUUCAGAUUAAUAUCAUACUGUCACUCAGGGAAAAUUUUUAGCUGUUUUUUUUAUUAUGGGAUAACAGGCAUAUAACUUCUGUCUAAACAAUACAGCUUUGAUUAGAGACAUACCUGAAAACUCAAAUUUACCAUGGAAAGAAGAAAUGAACACCUACAUGGCAUGUAAACUAACCCAAGAUCAGCAGUCAAACAGAACCUGUGUAUAAAUGAAGCACAUUUCAGCAGCAGCUCUAAAUGGGGGCUACACGUACCCCCUGAAGCCUCAUACAUGCGUACAUGAGAUAUACUUUAUACAUUAUCAAACACUGGUCAAAAAGGCUAAAACUCAUUUUGACUGCUUUCUUCUAUACAAUUAUUUGUGCACAUCAAGUAAAAAGAAAGUUUGUUUAAAGUGAAGAAGUGUUGUUUGUGUCCCACCACAUUUAUAAAGUACAUGAACAUGAAAUCUGGACCAAUAUAAAGUUGUCACAGGAAAGCAGUAUGUAAAGUUCCACUCAAAGACCAAGGGCUAUAUGAAGUUUCACUACCAGACAAAAAGGUAUGCAAAUUUUCACUCUAAAACCGACGAGUACACUGACCGAAAACCAUUCAGAAAUAUUGUAUUAAAAUGAAGUUCUUUUAAUCAUUUCCUUAUUUUUCUCUUCUCCCCAAUUUGUAAACAUAUCAAAUGGCUUCAUUAGUAUCUUAUCUGAAUAUUUAAAACUGUACAUCAAUAACAUGUUUCUCAGGAUUUAGUAAAAACAAAUCCAUCUUUUAUUUUUAAUGUAAAAAAGGCUAAUCAGUGUUCAUAAAGAGAUGUAUCUCAAUUAGGUGGGUUUCAGAACAACAAAUAAAUGAGUUUUAUCAACAACUGGAGUAAAAGCCCAUCUUCAGCCUUCAAGGUCAUUAUUUUGAUCAUUAGAUCAGACAUUUGUCAGCAUUCAGUAGCAAACAAAGUCUGGUUUUCCCAUGGAUACAGCCUCAAUGUAUUACCAUUUGCCAAUGUGCACAAUGGGCAUAAAAUAAAUAACAAUUUAAAAUACUGAAACGUUUUAGAUAUGUUUCUUCAAGUAGUACUUUAGCAUUACAUUAUGACAAUUUUAAAUCUGCAUACAUUUUUGAUACUAACUACAUAACAUCCAACUACCUGAAUGUUCAACUUAGGCAACUGAAAUAUGAGUUCCAGAAAAAAUGUUGCCACUGUGAUAAAUGUAAUGAGAUUUGUAUGAGAUAUUAUAUUUUAAAACUCUAGUCUUAUGAAGUUUCUAGGCAGAAGGGUGCAUUAUGGGAAUUUCAGAAACUUAAAGCAGAAUAUAAUAGCUUGCAGAAGCUGCAUCAUAACACUUGUAUGGUAUAUAAGCCAAUUAUAUAUUUUAUACUGCUACCAGGAGUAUAUGUCAUCAUUCAAUGACACACCAAUGAGAUGGGAUCAAUAAAUAACAAUCAUUUGUAAAUGACUCAUUAAA